Molecule: messenger RNA, 3718 nt
Organism: Mizuhopecten yessoensis (Yesso scallop)
Lineage: Eukaryota; Metazoa; Mollusca; Bivalvia; Pectinida; Pectinidae
Exons: 5
Coding region: 3-869 (288 amino acids)
Molecular function (GO): protein binding
Source: RefSeq, a predicted model, not a curated record
AAAUGCUUUCUUGUUUGGAGCGAAAUGCAGUGAUUACAAGAAGAGAAGUAACUCUGCUGUCCCACCUGGCGAUAUCUGAAGUAUAUUUAGAAAAGCAUAGCAAUACAGAAAGAACUGUAGAUCGAGCGAUGCAGAUAGCUUGUCGUGACACUCCGCAUCACCCUGCUAUCGCAGUAAUGCUGAAUACGAUGGGCCUAAUGUUGGAAAAUUCUGGGCGGAGUCAGAUCAACGCCAUGCGAUAUUACAAAUGGUCCCUUGAUGAGAGAAGAAAGCAUUCCUACUUCAGAGCGGAGACCCUUUGUCCAGCACUCCUCAAUGUUUCAUUACAAUUUGUUCGGUCAGGAAACUGCAACGCUGCCCUUAAAACCCUUGAAGAGGCCAUUGAACUCCGUAAACAGUAUGGCUGGGUGGACCAUUUCACAGGAGUGACACUCUAUUACAUCGCAUUAGUCUACAUGCAAAUAGGAAACUUCUCCCUGGCUUUAGAGUACAACCAACAAGCAUUAAACAUGCUGGAACAGUGUACACCUGAACACCCAGUGAACCUCAAGGCUGUUAAUGCCAUAGCGCAUUGUUACCUAGCAAUGAAUGACGAGUUGAAUGCAAGAAGAUUCUUCGAUAUUGCAAUAGCUAAACAUCCCAAUUGCAAAACCAUUGGCACCACUCAUAAGAUAUGCACGUUACGUCAUUGCUUGGUUCUAGGUGGUACGCAUCAGAGACAAAUCGCGUAUUCAUGUUUAGAAAAGGAAUUGUCAGAAAUGCCAGACACUGAAAUGAAUAUCGGUCAACGAAUUUCAGAAUGCAUGGCUAUAUAUUCAACUGAAAAAGGAGAGUGCUGGAAUUGGAAUGAUAACGGACGCGAAUUAUAAGUAAGCACUGCAAGUUAUGUCAAAAUAGGUACCGUGUGUAUUCACAUAGUCAAAGCGAUGCCCAGAUGAACACCAGAGUAUUCUCCCUCUGUAUGGGUAAAUCGCAAACACAGCAAUCGUACUCUUCUGACGGCUGUAGUAUCAACACCCAAACGCAGCAAUCGGAAUCUCCUGACCGCGGUAUUACCAACACCGAAAGGGAGCCAUCAAAAUCAUCUGACUGCGGUAUUACCAAGUCCCAAAGGGAGCCGUCGGAAUCGUCUGACCGCGGUAUUACCAAGUCCGAAAUGGAGCCGUCAGAAUCGUCUGACAGUGGUAUUACUGAAUUCCAAAGGCAGCCAUCGGAAUCGUCUGACCGUGGUAUUACGGAAUCCCAAAGGCAUCCAUCGGAAUCGUCUGACCGUGGUAUUACGGAAUCCAAAAGGCAUCCAUCGGAAUCAUCUGACCGCGGUAUUUCCAAGUCCGAAAGGGAGCCGUCGGAAUCGUCUGACCGUGGUAUUACGGAAUCCCAAAGGCUGCCAUCGGAAUCGUCUGACCGUGGUAUUACGGAAUCCCAAAGGCAGCCGUCGGAGUCGCCAGAUCUAGAUUACACCGAUCCCACGAAACCCGUCUGAAUCAUCCAAAUAAAGUAUUUCUAAUUUGCAUUUACUGAACAGUCUCUGCACUUCCCCAAAAAAUCAAAAGAUUGCGACGAAUGCAGCAUUUCCGAGUCGCUAAGUUAAAAUUUAUUGAAAACUUGUGAAUGUAGUCUUGCCUAUUUCUAAUGGGAACAAUUGGAAUAAAGCGCAUUCAGUCUUUCCCCUUCUCAAGGAGAGAAUAAUUUUAACAUUGUGGAAAACUCAUACAUACUGACAUUUAAAUAGAUUUCAAGAGCAAUACUCGUUAUACUCAUACUGAUAAUUGCCCACUCCCAAGAGAAUAAUUUACACAAGGUGAAUGGUGUCAUGCGCUUUUCCAAGGGGAAUAAUUGGUAUAUUGAAUAUUGUAAAUGAAAUUUUGCGCCUUUCCAAAGAGAAUAAUUUGAAUAUAGUGAUAAUUUUUUUUCCCUUUUGAAAGGGAAAAUAUUAUAUAGUCUUUUACUAUGUUGCAACCUACAUCCUGCUUCGUUUCCAAUUAUAAACUCUGACGACAGUCAUCAAUUCCAUUGAUAAAAUGCAACCCUCACCCAUGGUAACCAAAUAAAUGAUCAGUUUGUGUUGCGUCUAGAUUUACAAAUCAAGAAAUAAGCGUUGUUUAUAAUUUAUUUAUAAACAUAAUUUGAUGUCUCAUAUCAACUGAUUAUAGGAAGGAAGAUAACUCCGGUACACACAAACGUAGUCACAAUCACACAUUAAACUUGCUCCCGUGGCAAAAGUUCAUACGCAUAAUGGAGACAACUUAUAAAUACAUUCAACAUUUCAAACGUUCAUAUACUUGAUGAUGAUGACUUGUCCAUGGUGACUUCUAUAUAUAUUAAAUAAUUAAAAACCAUACAUACUUUUAAUGAUGAGGUCAUAUCAGUACAUUUAGUGUUUACACGUUCAGUCGCUUUUUGUGGCUAUUUUUAAAAAAUACAUUUAUUUAUUCAAACGUAUUGAUGUUGAUUUCACAAUACAUUAUGCUUGAAACGUACAUACACUUUGUUAAGGCGGGUUCAAAGUUAGUUUACAAUGCCCGACAUUUUUGUUCACUCAAUGAUUGAGAUUGCUCAGUACAUGUAGCAUUCAAAUGUUCGAACACUUUGCGAUGGCAGCUUUUAAAUACAUUCAGAAGUUAAAAUAAUUAUAUUCUACAACAUUCAUAUGCACUACUCUUACUGAACUCUUGUGAAGGAGCCACAGACGAAUUAAAACCGGUCUAUUAAAACAGAAACCGACCGGUUUGAUUUAUUGCAAGAGAAAAUGCUCACUUCUUAUCCAUAUUGAUUUAACAACCCUCAAAGUAGGAUACGCUGAUGUCUGUACAUCUAACACACCCUCAAUCAACUAAAUUUCGGGUUAAGGAGAUUUCAGUUAUGAAAACUUUUCACAGAUGACACGUGUUAGAUUAUAAAAAAAGCCAUUCUUAGAUAAUUGUCCCUUUCUUAUUAUAAUAUAUGUAUGUAUCGUAGUGUACUGUUUCAUGAUAUGAGGCAUAAUAUCAUAUAUUAGUCUACGUAUUUGACUAUUAUGGAACAUAUGUUGAAAUUGGUUUCGCUUACAAUAAGUUGCUACAUUCAAGUUUCAGUCUCAAAAAGGCUAGAAUUUAUUACUAGUAUGUACUCUGACAGAUUUGGACUAUCACUGUAAAUUCUGGAUGACGUUGCUGGUCUCAGUCCCCGAGAUUGGCUGUAACCUUAUAGCUGAAGUUAAUGCUUCCACUGUAUCCAUGAAAUACUACUUUAAGAGUAAUUUAUCUGGUGUCGACAUAUUUGUUAUGUUAUUUAAAGUUGUAUGAGAUGGUCAAAAGUGUGUCCGAGAAUGACCCACCACAUGCUGAGCACGCGCAUGCCAUUGAGGGAAGACAAUGGACUAGGUGCUGUAGCAGUCGACAGCAGCUUCUCUGUGUUCUCCAGUAUAUUUGCUCACAUCUACUUUGUCACUGCGUUAUUCUGUAUAUGUACCUACAAUAAUAAAAUGAAAGCGGUAAGAGAUCUUCUUUAUAGUUGGCUGUUCUGUGAACUAGGUUACUCAUGACGCACAUAGACCAACAAUUUGUUUACCCGGUAAGCCAUCAAGUUACCUGCCAAAACAAAUUCAGGUAGGCCACUUAGGUAACUAAGCAACGUAUCUGAUAACAACAGUAUGUUCUCGUUCAAACUGCAUAUAAUUAUUUACGAAUGAAAAGGUUUUAAAUAUCAACCCUCCAAACCAUAUUUUGUAAUAAAUGUA